GUCGGACUCUUCAAUUUUUUAAUAUCUGAUCAAGCGGGCGUCCAUCGGAAUGCCUUCGGAAAUCGGAAGACGCACACCGUCGUGAGAAAAUGUGGGGAUAUACUGCUGUACUACCACGGCCACCACAUACCUGGAUUCUUGGCGCGGGGCGCCCGCCGCCUUCUAUAUACACCAGUCCUAUUAAUCGUAUCGAUCAAUCUCGUUAUGUCCGUUUCUCCUCCUGUAUUCAAUAUCCAUACGCCCACAUCUUCUUUCGCGCUCAUCCACUCUCUCAAAGAUAAUACCAUACAGCAAUUGUAUGAUAAGCUCUCGAGGAAGUCCAACACGGGGUUUCACGGAAAUCGCGUUGGUCCCGGUUGGAUCAAGUACAAUUGGAAUGACACCAUGUGGAAUCUGGAUGACGAAAGUGACUACACCAUUUUUGUAUGGAGGCAUAAAGCACCUUCUACGUCCCAACAACCCACAUCCGACAUAACGCCAACGCUACACGUUCACGAUCCUGCAGCUCAGCUCCCAGAGCCACCUGCGUAUUGCAACCCAUCCUUUUACCUAUUUAGCCCUACACGUGUGACUUCCCCCCGUCCUCGGUCAGCGCGGAGCGCCAAGUCUCACAAGUCUAGGGCAUCACUAGAUGCCGAAGGGAUCUCAGGGGCUGCGAAGCACAGAAGGGAUUUUGAGAGAUUUCAUAGCGAAAAUGGUGUACGCACUGUUUUAGGCACUAUCGGCCCAGUCGACAAUGUCCGCAUGCUCUUGAAGAACGGUUACCGUCACGUCUACAUUUCACGAAAGUUUGCGUUGAGGCAUGGGUUUAUUCCAGCAGACGCAGCGCCAGGGCACUAUGGCUACAGUGGCCUUGUCAACCUUGGCAAAUGGCCGAUCACCUUGAAGACAGCUACAGAUUUCACUGAUAGCACACAAACUAACAACGUCUCAAGUGCAGCACAAAGCUUGCCACCCAGCAAGUCAAAGACCGUUUCUGUCCCCGUCUUCUUAUCCGAGGAGCCGCACUUUGACGUUGUGCUUGGCCGCUCGUUCUUUGAGAAACGCCAAAUAAAGACCUCAUCUAUAGAUCCUACCGAGGUUAUCUGUCUUGACACAGGGGACAAAAUCGAGUGUGAAUUGGUCAUACUCAAAGAUGGUAGGGGUCAAAUUGUCACUGUUACAUAGUAUUUCGAUGAAUUGGACGUAUGAUAUUAGCAACUGCUGUACACGGAAUAAUACAUAUAAUACAUCACAAGUAUGGGUUUUG
This is a messenger RNA of Suillus bovinus, 1249 nucleotides long. RefSeq lists its product as uncharacterized. The transcript is spliced from 4 exons. The record is from RefSeq and is a predicted model, not a curated record. The coding region runs from base 205 to 1167 and encodes 320 amino acids. Lineage: Eukaryota; Fungi; Basidiomycota; Agaricomycetes; Boletales; Suillaceae.